AUGGCUGAUGAUACCCCUGUCUCCGCGCCCAUUGACGGCGACCUGCCCGAGCGCACUACCGAGAAUCCCACUGAUUCCGAGAAGAAGUCAGAUGUGACUUCGGAAGACAAGCCUACCGAGAGUGAAGUUGCGACCGACAAGAAAAGCGACAAUGCCGCUGAGACUGACAAGCCUACUCCCUCUGGUGAGGCUCCUGAGGCCAAGGCCGAUGAGGUAGCUGCUGGUGCUGCCCCUGCCGAUGCAGAGGCUGCUGCGCCUGCGGAGGCCGACGGAACCCCUGCCUCAGCAAAGAAAGCCUCCAAGAACCGCCGCGUCUCCACCGGUGCCACACAGAAGCUCAGCCGCAAGAAGUCCCAGAGCCGCAUCACUCACCUGGACGCCAAGCCAGGUCAAACUUACCUUGCGCGCCUCCGCAGCUAUGCGCCCUGGCCCGCCAUCAUCUGCGAUGAGGACAUUUUACCUCCUAGUCUGCUUGAAAGCCGCCCUGUCACGGCUAUGCAACCGGAUGGGUCCUACAAAGGCGAGUACGCUGAUGGCGGAAGACGCACUCAUGAGCGUACCUUCCCCGUCAUGUUCUUCGAGACCAAUGAGUUUGCCUGGGUCCCCAACACCAACCUGACCCCACUGGAUCCUGCCGAGUGCAAGGAUGUCUCAGAGAAGAACAAGAGCCGACCGCUCCUGAACGCCUACAAAGUUGCAUCCGAGGGCCAUGACCUCCAGUACUUCAAGGAUCUUCUGAAUGAUCACCAAGCAGCCAUUGAACAGGAAGAGGCCGAGCUGGAGGCCCAGGAAGCGGAGAAGGCAGCUGCCAAGGCGGCAAAGGAGACCAAGAAAGGCAAGCGCAAGAGCAAGGGAGCUGAGACUGACGUUGAGAUGGAGGAUGCGGAUGACUCCAAGAAGGCCAAGGCUCCUUCAAAGAAGCGCAAGAAGGAGGCCGAAACCGACGCCGAAGCGGACAAGCCCGCCAAGACCCCCAAGACAAACACUAAGCUCAAGUUGACCACCCCCAAGGCACCCGCCGAGGAGCCCGGAAAGAAGACCCCGGCUACGAAGACCCGGAAGGCCCCCGCUAAGAAGGGCAAGGCUGCUCCUGCUGCCAGCGACGAAGGCGACAGUGCCGAUGCCAAGGAACCCGAGAAGCCCAUUGACCCGGAGGAUCUGAGAAAGAAAAAGGAAAAAGAGAGUACGCAUUUCCCCAUUACCCAUGAGAACCCCCGUGAGACCGAGCAGGAUAGCUUAUACCUUACAGUCCUGUUCCUCCGCCACAAGCUCCAAAAGGGAUUCAUCUCCCGUGACCAAUCCCCCAGGGAAGAUGAGAUGGCCGGCAUGGCCCCCUACUUCGACAAAUUGGAGAAGCACUCUGAUUUGGAAGUUUCGAUCAUCCGUUCCACCAAGAUCAACAAGGUUCUGAAGUUGAUCGUCAAGCUAGCCUUUAUUCCUCGGGAUGAUGAGUUCAAUUUCCGCCACCGCGCUAUGAACAUCCUGUCCAACUGGAAGAACAUCUUGGAUGCCGACACUCCUGGCUCCGCCGACAAGGAGGAGAAGCCCGCCGUCAAUGGCUCCAAGGAAGAAGAAGGUGCUGACACCCCGAAGCUGGAGACUGAGGAGGAGAAGGAACCCGAGUCCAAGGCCAAGGAUGAUGUCGAUUCUCCCAUGCCGGAUGCCGAAGAGACCGCUCCUGAGCCCGCGAAGGAGGAUGGCGCAGACAAGGAAGAGCCGGCCGAGAAGCCCACAGAGGCCGAGGAGAAGCCUACAGAGGAGAAGCCCACAGACGAGAAGCCCGCAGAGGAGAAGCCCGCAGAGGAGAAGCCCGCAGAGGAGAAGCCCGUGGAGGUUGCCGCUUAA
Molecule: messenger RNA, 1845 nt
Organism: Penicillium bovifimosum
Lineage: Eukaryota; Fungi; Ascomycota; Eurotiomycetes; Eurotiales; Aspergillaceae
Exons: 4
Coding region: 1-1845 (614 amino acids)
Biological process (GO): anterograde axonal transport
Cellular component (GO): mitochondrion
Source: RefSeq, a predicted model, not a curated record